AUGACUCAAGCCAAUAUGGAAAUGGGGAUUGCCUUCCUCACUCAGACUGCAGCUGGGGUCCUAGGGAACUCCUGUCUCCUUUGUUUUUACACCUAUACCCUCUUAACUAGAAAGACAGUGAGGCCCACAGACCCCAUCUUCAGCCAUCUGGCCAUUGCCAAAAGCUUGGUUGUUUUAUCCACUUGGAUCCCACACACAAUGGUAGGUUUAGGAUGGAAAUACUUUCUAGAUGAUGCCACAUGUAAAGUUGUUUUGUAUUUCCACAGAGUAGCCAGAGGAGUUUCUCUUAAUGCCACCUGUCUUCGGAGUGGCUUCCAGGCUCUGUCCCUGAGUGGAAAAUUUUUGGUGAGAAUAACAGGCCUCUCUCCUGACUUGGUUAGCAGUCUUGGUGCAGUUCCACAUCCCUUCAUAGCCUGGAGACCACACAGCUUUGUGUGCUACACCUUCCUCACUGGACAGAAGAUGAGGCCCACAGACCCCAUCUUCAGCCAUCUGGUCAUUGUCAACAACUUGGUAGUUUUAUCCUCUGGGAUCCCUCUGACAAUGGCAGGAUUUAGAUGGAAGUACUUUCUAGAUGAUGCUGGAUGCCUGCGAAAACCCUUUGCAACAUUAUUACAUGUUGUGUUAUUCUUUUCCAGUGAUGUUAUGUGCUUGGUUUUCAUGAUGUGGGCCAAUGGCUCCAUGGUCUUUGUUCUGCACAGACACAAGCAGCGGGUCCAGCACAUUCACAGCUGCAUUCCCUCCUGA
Molecule: messenger RNA, 747 nt
Organism: Dipodomys ordii (Ord's kangaroo rat)
Lineage: Eukaryota; Metazoa; Chordata; Mammalia; Rodentia; Heteromyidae
Product: vomeronasal type-1 receptor 1-like
Exons: 5
Coding region: 1-747 (248 amino acids)
Biological process (GO): G protein-coupled receptor signaling pathway
Cellular component (GO): membrane
Molecular function (GO): pheromone receptor activity
Source: RefSeq, a predicted model, not a curated record